Megalops cyprinoides (Indo-Pacific tarpon) is the source of this 4051-nucleotide messenger RNA. RefSeq names its product DEAH (Asp-Glu-Ala-His) box polypeptide 16 (gene dhx16). The coding region runs from base 219 to 3383 and encodes 1054 amino acids. The transcript has 21 exons. The record is from RefSeq and is a predicted model, not a curated record. Gene Ontology annotation, molecular function: RNA binding; ATP binding. Gene Ontology annotation, cellular component: intracellular anatomical structure; catalytic step 2 spliceosome. Lineage: Eukaryota; Metazoa; Chordata; Actinopteri; Elopiformes; Megalopidae.
GCUCGCUAUUUCAAUUUGUUUCGAAAAUCUUUCUAAACGAUAUGUUAAUGAAUCGGCGUAUUUAGACCUCUGACGAUGGAUGCACUAGUUAGGUAGAUAGCUAACUUCAUCAGGCUGGUUAGGUAAUGUGAGCGUUAUUGCCAGCCUGAUCAUCAAUCUAACAGCAUAGGAGGGACGUUUCCUAAUCACGCCGAUAGCACGUUUCAAAACAAGUCAAUAUGGCAAAUCUGGAGCAGUGGGUGAAUGACCGUCUGCAUGACAUUCUGGGUUUGAGUGACAAGUAUGUGGCCCAAUUCAUGAUCGGCUUGGCACGCCGGGCAUCUGGGCAUCAGGACUUUGUUUCUCGCCUCCGGGAGACGGGCACGAUUGACAUCGACCAGAGAGUGGCCGCCUUCGCAGAGGAGUUAUACAACAAGAUUCCCAGGAAACAAGUCGUGGAGAAGCCAUCUCGAGCGAAGGAGCGGGAAAUUCUGGAGCUAGAGAGAAAGAACCGCACGUACACUAUACUGGAGGACAGUGAGAGCGAGGGAGAGGGACUGAGAGAGCGGGCGAAGGAGAGCAAAAAGGACAAGGACAGGGGGCGGAAGAGAAAGCACCUCAGACAGAAAAGGGAGGAGAGCCCAUCGUCUGGUGAAGACGAGAGGAACAACAGCAGUAAGAAGGCUGUAGCUGAGAAGAAGAGGGAUGAGGAGAAAGAGGAAGAGGAGGAGGAGUGGGAGAAGGAGGAGAGAGAGCGACUGCAGGACCUGGAAGAGAGGGACGCCUUUGCUGAGCGAGUGAGGCAAAAGGACAAGGACAAGACCAGGCACAUACUGGAGAGGAAUGACAAAAAGGCCUAUGAGGAAGCCCAGAAGAGGCUGAAGAUGGCUGAAGAGGACCAGAAAAAAAUGCUGCCAGAGUUGAGAAAGCAGUCACGGCAGCAGUACCUGGCCACACGAGCCGUCGAGAAGCUGGAAGACCUGGAAGCGGAGAUCGCCGAUGACGAGUACCUCUUCUCCAGCCAAAAUCUGACGGAGAAGGAGAAGCAAGAUCUCCAGUACAAGCGCACAGUCCGAGAUCUGGCCAAGGACUACAAGAAGGCAGGAGCCAAGGAGAAGGAGGAGAGGAAGAACAGAUACUACAUGCCAGAGGAGAAAAGGAGCAAGACAGUUCCCCAGCGGGACUUGGAGCUGGACCUGGAGGAGACGGGCCGCGAGGGUGGAGGGGAGCAGGGCCGCUGGGAGGAGGAGAGGCUCAGCGCGGCCGCCCUGCACUUCGGGGCGAAGGAGGAGAGGGAGCGGAGGAUGAAGGAGAAGGAUGAGAAGUAUCAGCUGGUGCUGGAGGAGGAGGAGAUGAUCAGCUUCGUCAGCGCUGUCACCAUGAAAGGGACGCGGGCAGAGAAGGAGCAGAGUGAGCCUGUCAUGUCUCAGGCAGAGCAGCAAAGGCAGUCCAUCCAGGAGGUGAGACGCAGCCUGCCCAUCUUCCCAUACAGAGAGGAUCUUCUCUCUGCCAUCAGCCAGCACCAGAUCCUUGUCAUCGAGGGCGAGACGGGAUCCGGCAAGACCACCCAGAUCCCCCAGUACCUCAUGGAGGAGGGCUACACAGAGGGAGGGAUGAAAAUAGGAUGCACCCAGCCGCGGAGAGUGGCAGCAAUGUCGGUGGCAGCCAGAGUGGCACAGGAAGUGGGAGUGAAGCUUGGCAAUGAGGUGGGGUACUCUAUCAGGUUUGAGGAUUGCACUUCGGAGCGCACAAGGUUGAAGUACAUGACAGAUGGGAUGCUCCUCAGGGAAUUCCUCACUGAACCAGACCUCGCCAGCUACAGUGUGAUUAUAAUCGAUGAGGCUCACGAGCGGACCCUGCACACCGACAUCCUCUUCGGCCUGAUUAAGGACAUUGCUCGGUUCCGACCUGACCUGAAGGUUCUGGUGGCCAGCGCAACUCUCGACACAGAGCGCUUCUCCUGCUUCUUCGAUGACGCACCCGUCUUCAGAAUCCCAGGGAGGAGGUUCCCUGUGGACAUUUACUACACUAAGGCUCCAGAAGCAGAUUACCUGGAGGCAUGUGUGGUGUCAGUGCUGCAGAUCCACGUCACUCAGCCUGCUGGAGAUGUGCUGGUCUUCCUCACUGGACAGGAGGAGAUUGAGGCUUGCUGUGAGCUCCUGCAGGAGAGAUGCAGGCGGCUGGGCUCCAAGAUCUCGGAGCUGAUCAUACUUCCCAUCUAUGCCAACCUGCCCUCUGAUAUGCAGGCAAAGAUCUUCAAUCCCACACCUCCAGGGGCACGGAAGGUGGUGGUGGCCACUAACAUUGCUGAGACCUCCCUCACCAUUGAUGGCAUCAUCUACGUCAUUGACCCUGGGUUCUGCAAACAGAAGAGCUACAAUGCUCGGACAGGAAUGGAGUCCCUCAUUGUCACACCCUGCUCACGGGCGUCAGCAAAUCAGCGUGCAGGGCGUGCGGGCAGAGUGGCUGCUGGGAAGUGUUUCCGUCUCUACACCGCCUGGGCCUUCAAGAACGAGAUGGAGGAGACCACAGUGCCAGAGAUUCAGAGGACAAACCUGGGCAAUGUGGUGUUGCUGCUCAAGAGCCUUGGCAUUAAUGACCUCAUCCACUUUGACUUCAUGGACCCGCCCCCUCACGAGACCCUUGUCCUGGCCCUGGAGCAGCUCUAUGCACUGGGUGCACUCAACCACCUCGGGGAGCUCACCAAGCUUGGACGCAGGAUGGCAGAGUUACCAGUGGACCCUAUGCUUAGCAAGAUGAUCCUGGCCUCAGAACAGUAUAAGUGCUCAGAGGAGGUGCUGAGCAUCGCUGCCAUGCUGUCGGUGAACAACUCCAUCUUCUACCGGCCCAAAGACAAGGUGGUCCACGCCGACAACGCCAGGAUGAACUUUGUCGUACCCGGAGGAGACCACUUGGUGCUGCUGAACGUCUACACGCAGUGGGUGGAGAGCGGGUACUCCACGCAGUGGUGCUAUGAGAACUUCAUCCAGUUCCGCUCCAUGAAGCGCGCGCGGGAUGUGCGGGAGCAGCUGGAGGGGCUGAUGGACAGGAUUGAGGUGGAUGUGUGCAGUUGCCAGGGAGACAACGUUCCUAUCCGCAAGGCAGUGACUGCGGGAUAUUUCUACCACACGGCACGGCUCAGCAAAGGAGGCUACAAGACAGUGAAGCACCAGCAGACAGUCUACGUUCACCCUAACAGCUCCCUGUUUGAGGAGCAGCCACGCUGGCUCAUUUACCAUGAGCUGGUCUUCACCACAAAGGAGUUCAUGAGACAGGUGAUAGAGAUUGACAGCAGCUGGCUGCUGGAAGUGGCCCCCCAUUACUACAAGAGCAAAGAGCUGGAAGACAGCAGCAGCAAGAAGAUGCCCCGCAAACAGGGCAAGACGCGAGAGGAACUGGGGUGAAUGAGCGAGGGACGGAAUAUCCCAGCGAGCGAAGAGCUGGGGGUGACAUAGGGCAGGCUGGGUAUUAUCUCAGAAAAGGAGGAGCUCAAACAGUAGGAUAGGUCUUGAUUACCACGUGACCUGUCUUUGAGAGUUAAAUUGAAAAAAAUUUUUGUUAAAAAAAAAUUUUCGUUAAAAAGAAAUAUUUCAUUUUUCUAAGGUAAUGCAAGAGUGGUAUGUUAAGUUGUGUAGCUGUACAAAGGUUGAUACGCGAACGUUUGGCAUACAUGAGCUGGGAAUUCCAUUGAUUUUUAGCAGCCCUUGUUUACGUUUACUGUGAUUGGUUGGAUGAUGGCAUAAGCGUAAAGGCUCCCAAAACAAGGUCACGUGUCAGUGCGACCCAUUCUGUGUUCAUGGAGUGGCGUGACAGAGGAAGGAGUUGGUUUAACAUGGAAGCAGGGGAAUGGGGAUGCCAUGAAUACAAUAUGGACAGAAAAGAGAGGAGGAUCAGGGUGGUUAAAAGAAAAUACUGUGUCCAGUUCACUGUGCUGAGAGAAGGGAAGCGGCGCUGAACUUUGGACACAACUCUCACCUAGAUGCACACUGUCCACAAGUGGACAAGGCAACUCUUUCGCAAUGUACAAAAGUCAAUAAACAGUGCUGUACAGAUUUCUAAAAUGGUGUUUAUU